This is a messenger RNA of Culicoides brevitarsis, 7125 nucleotides long. RefSeq names its product E3 ubiquitin-protein ligase highwire-like. Bases 28 to 7125 code for a protein of 2365 amino acids. Lineage: Eukaryota; Metazoa; Arthropoda; Insecta; Diptera; Ceratopogonidae. Gene Ontology annotation, cellular component: nucleus; plasma membrane. The transcript has 5 exons. Gene Ontology annotation, molecular function: ubiquitin protein ligase activity. The record is from RefSeq and is a predicted model, not a curated record. Gene Ontology annotation, biological process: regulation of synaptic assembly at neuromuscular junction; axon guidance.
ACUCAAAUCGACCAAAAACGAGUCACAAUGACUCUGGAAAUUGAAAAUUACGGAAAAUAUUUUCAGGAUUUGUUUAUUCGGGAAUUCGAGAGUCGUUCAUGCAACAAUGACGGCAACAACGACCCGAACCAAAAAUCGAAUAAACGUAAAUCCGAGCAUGGCAACGACUCUGACGCCGAUAUUAGCUUAUUAGCAGGCGCUUUACCUGAAUUAAUUCCAAAUGCUUCGCAAUUCGCCAUCUAUAAUGCGGUCCGUCAACUCGUUCUGGAAAUAAAAAAUAAAAAGUACGCGAUCAAAAGUAUUCAUAACAAGACGAAAAAACUUGAUUCUGACAACGCGGAAUCAAAAACUUGCUCUCUGAGUGACCGAAAUUUGGAGGAAAAUGAAGCGGCGGAAGGAAAUGUUGAAGGAAAAGAAAUUUCGAGCAGUACUAAACUCCCAUUAAUUGUCGGGGCGGGCAUCCGAAGCUUAUUUGACAUCAUCACGGAGACCAAAACCGACCAUCCGACACUUUGUCAAAAGGCAUUAACAGCAAUUUUUAAUAUAAUUCAAGGACAGAACCCGGAAUCCUUUAAAUCCGAGCCAAAUGACAUCUUUUUGGCGCUUUUUGAUUUGCUGCUGGAGUUAGCGACGGCAACUGAAGCUCCUGCUUCCGUAACUGAGCAAUCGGAGUACAUCCCGUUAUCGGAUAUCGCUUGUUCGACACUUUUGGCGUUGUGUGUAGCGAAAGGAGACACCGGAAAAUUACUGAAAGCAGUAACUUCGACGAUUAUAACGCGAAAAUUGUCGUUACACCAAAGAAUUCACUUACCUCAAAUCCUGAUAAAGCUCCAAAGAAGUGUUCAAGCAGUAAUUUUGGGCAAACUCACAAAGCCCAAUUUCUUCACGAGCGGCAUUCCGAACGAUGCGUUGGUUGACGAGUUCGAUAUUGAAGAAUUUAAUUUGGAUUCGCAAGUUAUUACGUCGCAGCCGUGCAUUGCGAGUGACGGAAAAUUUCUUUACAUCUUGGCGGGCAAAGUUUUGCUGAAAGUUGGUACGGGAUUCAAUGGCACGACAAAAGGUCACGUUUAUUUCCUCAAUCGGGAGUUUUCGAAAGACAAAUGUGGCUGGAUUGGGUUCUGCAAUGGCACGUUGUACUAUAAGAGGUCGUCGAAGAGGAACAAUGAGUUUGUCUUGAUCGUCGAUACGAAUUCGUUGACGGUAAAUAAAGCGGUUCAGAUUUCGUUGACGCAUCGCAAGGAGAAUUGUUUGCUGUUUUCGGAUGGAGAAUCAGUGAAUUCGAUUAGUUCGACGAGUGACGAUACACUGACAGUGAAACAGAUUUACUCGACGAGCUGUUUUACGUUCGAUUUGAAUCUGAGGUUGACUAAAAAGGGAUUCAGGACGUUGGGAUAUGCGAAUUUUGAGGAAGAGUUGUUGACCGAGACGCAAGUUCAGGAGAUCCAAGCCUCGUACAAUCAAUUUGUACCGACAGCGCCAAAUGACGUCGAUAUCGCUGGCAUUCUCUGCGGCAAGGAAUUCGGCAUCGCUCAAUCUACCGACGGAAAGACCUUUUAUUACGGCAAAGCUUGUUCCCUCGGCUUAAAAUCUGUCGGAAGAAAUCCUUAUCUCAAGCUAAACGAGCUCAUCAUCUCAAAAAUAUCCAAAACAGUUCAAAUCGCUUUGGGCCACGAAGGAUUGCACGCAUUAUUUUUGAACGAAGAUGGCAACGUUUACUUUGCUGGAUGCGCUCGACGUGGCGAAGACGGCGAAACAUCAAAAAAUCGCCGCCAAAUCAAAUCUGUGAAACCGAAAAAAAUCGCAAAGCUCGACGGACAAACAAUUGUUGAUAUUUCUUGCAAUAAUGGCACGUCGUGUUUCGUAACAAAGACCGGAAAAUUGAUCAUGUUCGGCAAAGAUACGUCCUAUUGUGACUCUUUCGGGUUCAUUAGUGACUUGGAUGAUCAACAUAUCACGAAAACAUCAUUGGGAAAGGCGCAUUGUGUGGCUUUAAAUAUCCGGGGAGAGGUUUUCACGUUCGGACUGAACAAUAAAAGUCAGUGUGGACGAGUUUUUGCAACGAAAAACAACGAAACGAGUGACGAGGACUUUGAUUCGAAGCGGAAAAAGUAUCACGAAGCGAUAAGUGAAGCUGGAGAUGUCGAUGGGCAAGGCCAAAUUGUUAAAGGAACCGAAGCAAAAGCACUUCCAAGCUCGAAUUAUCAACAACCCUCGUCAUGUGUGCAUUCCAGUCCCAAUUGUUACUCCUGCUCGAUCGCCAAAGAGAAGCGAAAUGACAAAGAUGCGAGUCAAUGUUCGGAUGCGGAUCGAGAUGCGCCCAGAAUUGUCUCUCUGCCUCCCGCAAAACUCAUUUUACCCACAAAUAAUCCCGUUGUUCAAGUUUCCUGUGGGUUACAUCACACCGUUUUACUGACAUUAACAGGAGAAGUCUUCACUUUUGGCAGUAACGCCUACGGGCAAUUAGGAACUGGCGAUUUGCAACCCGUACAAACACCUGUUCAGGUGGUCAGAUUCAAAGGAAAAGCGAUCCAAGUUGCUGCGGGAAGCAAUCAUACGGUCAUUUUAACUGCCAGCGGCAACGUUUUCACAUUCGGCAAAUACCACAAAGGCCAGCUGGGACGUUUUCCGAAGGAAAUGUUCCUCAAUUCACACGAUGCCGCCCAAACGGGACAACUUUUCUCGCAAAAUAUCGUCUUGACAGGUCAGAAAUUCUUCUGGAACUGCCAUCCGGCGGAAGUUCGCGGCAUCGGACCGGAUCACGGCAAGAAAGCUUCGUGGAUUGGGGCGAGCGGCGAUCAAACUUUCAUCAAAAUGGACGAAUCGCUCGUGAAUGCGGCGAUGCUUUCGAAAUUUAAUGUCGCUGCUGACAAAAAUACGAUACUUUUGAUACCAAAUAAUCCGGAAGCGAUCAAAUGCAUCGCCAUAAAUCGCAAAGACGGCAGUUGUCGUGCCCAUUCAAACGACCAAUUUCACUUUACAAACACCGAAAUCGAGCGUCAACACGAAGGAAGUGCUUUUGAGCCGGGAACUUCGUCAUCUAGGUACUCUGAUAGUUCAUCAGAUAGCAAAACAGGCACUUCCCCGGGCAGAGCAUAUACAGAAAUCGGUCGUUAUUUGGAUCAAAGUCGUACGAUCCCGACAAUGGCCUUUACGAUUGACAAUUAUUACGACGUUUUGUACGCAUUUAACUUUGCCACGAAAAAAGUCAUGUGUUUCAACAUCAUUUUGGCGGGAAUUCCAUCAAAUUCUGAAAAUAUUUCGCAAUUUAAAUCGCUUUUUGUGCCAGAUAUUGCAUUGACAACCAAACACGAUCUCUCUGUGACGCGUUAUAACUCCGCAUUAAACAUCCUCGCAUGUCUUGACAUCUUAUCGUCAGCACAAGGCUCCAUUCCAAGCUGUUUCGAGAGCGAAUCCAAGGAUACGAAGGACGCCAGUCAAAGUGACAACGACGAAUACAACACAAUUUGUCGUUUCGAGAAUUUCGGCGGGGGUUGGGGGUACAGCGGAAACAGCGUUGAAGCGGUUCGUUUCAUGUGCGACACUGACAUUCUCGUCGCGGGCUUCGGGAUGUUCGGCGGACGAGGCGAAUACACGUGCAAGAUAAAAUUGUACGAUUUGGGUAUCGAUGGCGGCGGGGGUUUUGAAAAAGAUGGCGUCCUUAUCUCCGAAACGGAUGACAUUUCAUACGAAUGCGCGGCAAGAAACAAACAAAACAUAAUGCUGUCAAAACCUGUUCCAAUUUUCGCGGGAAAAUGGUAUUUGGUGACAGCGCGCAUCUCGGGACCUUCUUCCGAUUGUGGAUCUUCGGGGCAAACGACAAUUACAACAGAAGAUCAAGUCAUGUUUACCUUCAAACCGUCGAAAAAGUCAAAUAAUGGGACAGAUGUGCAUUCCGGACAGAUCCCGUCGAUCUUGUAUCGCGUCGUUACCCAAGAAAACAAACAACAACCAUCGAAAAAUUCCGAUCCCGUAUGUAAAAUCUCGAAAAACUUCUCAAAUACCCUCUCAGCAGAGUGUUUCGAGAGUUUAAUUUGUCUCCUAAAGUGGUCAUGGAACUCCUUGAAGAUCACCAUCAACGAAACUGCUGAAACAAAGAAAUUUCGCAUCAACCGCGUGUCAACAAAUAUCCUAACCUAUCUUUGUAAAGUUUGUUUACGUCUUCUCCGGAAGUACACAAACGAGAUUUAUCCGAAUCACGGCUUCAAUAAUGACGAAACUUCCCAAAUUAAGCCCGGAAAGUUUGGAGAUGCGGCUCCUACAACCUCAAAAGAAGGCAAAAUCUGGCCCGGUAGAGUUCUUAAGCCGAAAAUAACAAGCGCGUUAUCCGAGAUGAGCCUUAUGGAGACCACAACUCCCGUUUCUGGCAAGAAAAACAACUCGGAAAACAUCAUGAUAGCCGAAUGCAUUGGCGAUGUACGUGCUUUACUGAUCCAUAUCUUAUGCGAUGAGCUUCAAUUCUGCAAUACCAACUUAUCUACGGAGAUAAUGCAAAUUAUGGAGGAAUGUGACGUCACAUUUAUUCAAUGUUUCAACGCUUUUUACCCGACCCAGCUGCUAAAAUGGAAUUGUUUGUGUAAUUUAUUGCAUGAAAUGGACAAAGGACAACUUCAUCCGCGACUUUUAAGUGUGGUUAUUGCAGGACUUUGCGAUCCAAGUGUCAAUUUAAAGAAAACUUUUUCGAUUUUAUCGCCGCCAUUGGAGCAAAAAGCUAAAUCCAUGGUCAGCCCAAGCGAUAAUUUCGGUUUUCCCAUGUUGAUGAGUGCUGAAAACUAUCAAUAUCCGGUACUCGUCGAACAAAUGCUCUUUAAAACGCAGAAGGAAAAAUCAGAUUUUGUCGCAAAAACGUGGAAUUUCAACGAAGUAUUUUUGAGGUUAUUUGACAUCAUUUCCCGCCCAAUUCGCAAUAAGAUCGACGAACUAUCGUCAAAUCCCGAAAGUGACGGGAAUUUCACGGAUGUUAUGACAAACAAAAAUAUAGUUUACGGAAAAUUGAUUAAUAACUGCUGUCAUUUGAUCUCAAAGGUACUUUCGGAGAUCGUCUAUCAAACGUGCACAAGUGACUCGGAAGCGUACACAACAACUGCGAACAUUCUCCAUUCAACCGGGAGUCGUUUUGCGAAAUUUGACGCCAAUAAAACUUGGAAUACGGGCAAUUUUGGCUCAGAUGCGAUCGCUUUCACAGUCGAUCGGCCUGGUAUCAGUAUCGCUGGGGUAAGUGUCUACUCCGGAUCAGGUAGUUACGAAUAUCAGCUCGAACUGCUGUACGAUUGUUCGGAAUUUCAAACGCAAUCGCAGCACAAAUGGGAGGUUUUGAGCUCCGUAAGUGGCACAUACGAUCAAGACAUUGUAAAGAACGAUAUGGCAGAGUUAAAAUUCGAUCGCCCGAUCGCCAUUAAAGAAUUUGUGCGUUAUGCGAUAAGGUUAUGUUCGCAAGGCGCGAGAACCAGUUCCGGAGAUUGUGGUUAUAUCUCGUUACGAGGUCCGUGUGGCGUUACUUUCAAGUUUUAUCCGUGCGAUAUGAGCUUUAAUGGGACUACAAUCAGCAGGGGGCAGAUUCCCGCGAUACUUUAUUACAGUACGCCAUAUUUGAAUGAUCGCACGUUGAACAAAAAUAACCGGGAAAGUUAUGCGAAGAGUGUGGCGUUGCAAAUUGCGACAGAUAUUAUCAAAAGAUGCACGGAAUUGUUGAUAAAUGUGAGAAAUGCACUUGCUUUGUGCACUUUAUUGAGUGAUAAGGGCUCAAAUUCGUCAAAUAACCUCAAAACGCUUGAUUCGGAACAUAACAUAACCCCAAUUGAGGAACAUUUUGACAUUUCAUGGACAAAUAAUGGGGAUGAAUUUAACACAAAUGUCCCGGGAAGUAGUUCUUUGAGUGCGAAACACAUCACGCGACGCAUUGAAAACUUUUCCAAAGGAAUUAUGGAGACUUUUAAGCUGGAUCGGCGCAUCACGAACCCCUUUGAGUUCGAAAUUGACGUUGGAGCGAAGGAAAUUAGUCCGAAUGAUGUCAUUGUGGAUGAUAUUAACAACGAAAAAGUUAAAAAAGCACAAGCUUCACAGAUAAACGGCAAUUUAAAGCAAUCCCCGAAGAACAAAUACGACGAAAAGAAGGGAAAUGCAGUGAUCGAUGCAGAAAUUAAUGCGAAUCAAAUCGUGCAGAAUCGAGUUAUAAACCUUUUUUCUGUGGAAGAUACGAGUCUUUUUCACAUUUUAUUGCCGCAAGUGUUCGCAUACAUAGGACGCCUUGUCGUUUCUGAUCCAAAAACCUCCGUGGAUAUUUUGAACUUGAUACGGGAAAUUUUGCCACACGUUUCGGCCUUGAAUCAAAUUUACUACUUCAAUCAGGACAGUGAACCGGGUAUGUCGUACCAACAACAAUUGCGUGAAAUUCAACCGGAAUUAUGUACAACGAGUCGGUAUUAUUGUGUGGUUGAGAGCGAUCAUCCAUACAAGUCGGCGACAGUUUCGAAUUACAGUGUCGAAUUUCCAUCUUGCGUCAAAUGGAUGACUUUGGAGUUUGAUCCGCAAUCAGGAACAGGUCAAAUUGAGGAUUCGUUGUUGAUUUCAAUUCCGAGCGAAAAGGCUCAGGAAAAAUCUCUUGCAGCGACAAUUGCGAACAAUAAAAAAGGAGAACGUUUGAGUAAGGAGAAGAGCAAGGCACAAGUCAAUAACGAUAAUAAUUUAGGAAUUAAGAGGCAACCAAGUGAUGGAUAUGUUACCGUUAAGAAAUUGAAUUCCACCCAUCAAUGGCCUUCCCAAGCAAUAAUCCUUCCGGGCAAUCGCAUCGAAUUUUCCCUGCAAACCGCUUCCAACUACUUAAAGGACAACAAAUCGAACCGUUAUGGAUUCAAAUGCCUCGUAAUUGGCUACGAAGACAUCAAUCAAUCGAAAAUCUCGAAAUUUUGUCUGGCGCAUCUCGAACACGAACUCGCCUAUUUGGGAGGAAUGUGCAGCGCGACUUUAAUGAAAAAUGACAACAUUUACACAGACGACGUUUACGACGAUUACACGGAUGCCGAGCAAGUGCUGCAAAAACACACGGAAUUACUCUCAAAUGGGCUUUUUUCGACUGGAGGACUCGAAACCAUCAACAAUAUCUUCGAUUCGCAUCUUCUUGUGGGGUAA